This is a messenger RNA of Notothenia coriiceps (black rockcod), 837 nucleotides long. Its product is annotated as protein FAM65A-like. NCBI's taxonomy places the organism in Eukaryota, Metazoa, Chordata, Actinopteri, Perciformes, Nototheniidae. The annotation marks the transcript as partial. The transcript has 5 exons. The record is from RefSeq and is a predicted model, not a curated record.
GUCAAAAACGGGGUGUGUAUCCACAGUCGGGCUGGGUGAAACCCCAGAUGGGCGGGAGGCACAGCCGCUCCCCCAGCGUGGUCAGCCUCACCGUGGAAACAGCUCUGUGCAGCUUUGACUUCCUCAACACGUCUGACUGUGAGGAGGAGGAUGAGGGGGUGGAGGAGAGAGGAGAGAAGAGGAGCAGAAGUGGCAGGUCUCUGCAGGACAGAGGCUGGGACAGCCCCCCCUCCCCCCUCACCACAGGCUGCACCACGUUAGACUGCGCCCUGGUGGUCCACCUCAACAAGUGCAGCACCCAGCUGCUGUGUCUGGGUAUGUUUGGUCCCCUGCGCUGUGGAGAGAUGUACGCCUUGGACAGACUGCUGAGGGAGGCCCAAGUCCUCGAAACCAUCCGACGCAUCGCCAAGGACAACCCGAGGCACUUCAGACAGCCUGCUGAAGAUUCACAGAGGUGGUUCAUAUUUCAGCCAACAAGUUUAAUUCAUGAACAUAAUGCCCGGAUCAUCACCCGCACCAACUCAUCCGACCACAUCACCCCUAUUCUCACUCAACUACAUUAGCUUCCUGUACGCUACCGUACUGAAUACAAAAACCUUCUACUUACAUAUAAAGCUCUCCACAACCUUGCCCCCAUCUACAGUACAUCACCGACCUCCUUCAGAAGUAUGACCCCCUCCCGCACCCUCCGCUCUUCGUCCGUAGGACUUCUCACCGUCCCAAGCUCUCGCCUCAAAACCAUGGGUGCUUGAGCUUUCAGCUGCUCGGCUCCCAGACUCUGGAACUCCCUGCCAGUCUGAUGCCAUAACAACAUUCAAAACCCAACUCAAAACCCAC